Molecule: messenger RNA, 768 nt
Organism: Purpureocillium lilacinum
Lineage: Eukaryota; Fungi; Ascomycota; Sordariomycetes; Hypocreales; Ophiocordycipitaceae
Source: RefSeq, a predicted model, not a curated record
AUGGCCACUACAGUCGACACCACGACCAGCACCAACGGUGAACUGGCUCGUGUGAAGAACCCAGAAGUUGUUGAAGGGGAUCCCGAAUUCGACGGACGGGUCAUCAUCUACGUCAUUAAAGCCGACGAGACAUCGUACAUCAAUUACAUCAAGCCGCUCAUUCUUGCGCGGGAGCUAAACGCCCCACAUGUUCUCGCCAUCAUUGACACGCACAGCCAGUGGUACUACUCCAUUCACCCCGAGCGUUAUGUGCCAGCCAUUCGCGACCGCGACCCGGUCACCGGGGAAGACGCCAUCGUCUUUGAGGGCACCGCGUGCAUCCAGUACCUCGCCGAGCGGUUCGACAAGAAUGGCGAUUGGACCGGCCGGACGGCGGCGGAGAAGGCCGCCGUCAUGUCGUGGACCGAGUACCAGACUGCCGGAAUAGGGGCUACCGCCAAGUACUGGCUCUACUUUCUGCGCGGGUACCCCACCAGGGCGAACCCAGUCCAGCUGCCUCGGACUAUUGAGAAGUUUCACUCCAACACCCUCAAGCAAUGGGACGUGUUGGAGAAGCAGCUGUCGAAGCCCGGCCACGACUACAUCGCGGUAGGCAACCGCCCGACGCUCGCCGACCUGGCCUACUACCCGUUUGCCAUGCCGUGGAUGUUCAAGUUCCUCAGCGUGGACAUCAAGGACUGGCCGCACAUCGAGCAGUGGGCCGAGCGGAUGUCAGCGCGGCCGGCGUUCAAGGCCGUCUUGGAGACCGCGCCCACCAUUGGGCAUUGA